Ramularia collo-cygni is the source of this 2493-nucleotide messenger RNA. Its product is annotated as related to Ubiquitin-like modifier-activating enzyme atg7. Gene Ontology annotation, molecular function: Atg12 activating enzyme activity; Atg8 activating enzyme activity. The transcript is spliced from 2 exons. Bases 1 to 2493 code for a protein of 830 amino acids. NCBI's taxonomy places the organism in Eukaryota, Fungi, Ascomycota, Dothideomycetes, Mycosphaerellales, Mycosphaerellaceae. The record is from RefSeq and is a predicted model, not a curated record. Gene Ontology annotation, cellular component: phagophore assembly site; cytoplasm. Gene Ontology annotation, biological process: C-terminal protein lipidation; protein modification by small protein conjugation; autophagy of mitochondrion.
AUGCCGGCGACGCUGGUGCCUCUCCAGUAUGCGCCCUUUGUCUCCGACAUCGAGUUGGCCUUCUACUCGGCCCUGGCCUCGCUGAAGAUCAACCACGAUAAGCUCGAUUCCUCAGCACGAAAGGUGCUUGGGUUGUAUGAGAUCAGCCACAAAGAUGCUCCCGAACGAUCCACGCGCAUGCAAAUUCAUGGCACUGCUCUGACCAGCGACGACCCACCUAACGGCAUAUACCGCGCCGAGGGCCUCAUUCGCAACUUCAACACCAUCGAGGAAUUUCGCCAGGUCGACAAGGCUCAGCAUAUAGAGCGUGCUGGUCGCAUGAUCUGGGAUGCCAUCAAGGACGGCACCAUCUACUCGUGUCCCUCCCUCCUCUGCUCAUUCUCGGCCGUUUGCUUUGCAGACUUGAAGAAGUACAAAUUCACAUAUCAUGUUGCAUACCCUGCACUUCAUUCAGACCCACAGUGGAGAUUGGUCGCAGGCAGUGACGAUUCAGAAGACGCGAUACAGAAGUUGGAGGCGAAAGAGACGACAACCUUGGUUGAUGCGGUGCAAACAUGGCGAUACAGCGUCGACACACGGCAGCACGGCUUCUUCCUCGUCAAGCGGUUGCGGAAGACUGUGCUGGAACAGCAGUGGAAGGAGAAUAGGGGCGAGGUGGAAGAGGAAGCAGACGAUGGCAAUCUCAACUUCAAGGCGCAGACACGCAAGAAGUCAAGAUCCUCAAGCUUGACGGAACUCGGCUUCCUAUGGUGGGUCGGUUCGCUCUCGAGUUACGAGAAUGGCUUCUUCGACAAUGCGGAACCCGAGGAUCGAUUCGUUUGCUUCGCGGAUCCCUCGACCUUUACUCAAAACCCAGGCUGGAUGCUACGGAAUCUGCUGGUUCUUGUACGGCAGCGGUGGAAGCUGGAUAAGGUACAGGUGCUCUGCUACAGAGAUACACAUGCUCGACGGGAACAUCCAACUUCACUCAUCAUGAAUCUGCAAUCCGCAGAACCUGUCUUCGACUUCACAAACGAGGAGAAGCUGCACGCAAUGACAUCAAUGAGCGGGUCCACAGCCUUCUCGCCCGGACAAGUAGACCGAUUUGGUGAGCUGAUCCCAGAUAAGCCGAAAGAGGAGUCCAAGCCAACGACGCUUGCAAUAAGACCACCUCCAGAAAAGGCAAUCCAGUUCCCAAAGGUCACUGGGUGGGAGCGCGGUGAUCAGGGUAAGAUCACGUCCAGGACUGUUGACCUCGCAGCAUAUCUGGAUCCCUCAAAACUGGCGGAUCAAGCGGUAGAUCUCAAUCUGAAGCUCAUCAAAUGGCGGAUUUCGCCUUCAAUUGAUCUGGACAGUAUCAAGCACACCUCCUGCCUUCUUCUCGGAGCUGGAACACUCGGAUCGUACGUGGCGAGGAACCUAAUGGGCUGGGGUGUGCGCAAGAUCACCUUCGUGGACAACGGAAGAGUGAGCUACUCGAACCCUGUCAGACAGCCCCUGUACGACUUCAAGGAUUGUAAGAACGGCGGUGUUUGGAAGGCGACUCGAGCUUCGGAAGCUUUGUCAGAAAUCUACCCGGGUAUAGAAUCCCAAGGUGUGGUAAUGAGUGUGCCAAUGGCCGGGCAUCCGAUCCUCGACGAAGAGAGGGCGAAGCGCAGUUACGAGCAACUAAGGAAGCUGAUCGAAAGCCAMGAUGCCAUCUUCCUUCUCAUGGACACACGAGAGUCACGGUGGCUACCCACGCUAAUGGCCAAGGCAGCAGGGAAGAUCGUCAUCAAUGCCGCGCUGGGAUUUGACACCUACAUGGUAAUGCGGCACGGUAUGAGACUGCGUCCAAGAUCCGCAUCUCUAGCAGGAGGCUCAUCGAAGGAAGGAGAGGUUAUGGUCCAAGCCAACGACGAAACCGAUCCACUCAAGGCAGCCGCUUCGGACCCCAUCAAUCUCGUGACCAGCGGCGGCACCAACAUCGACCCAGAGGAGCUCGGCUGCUACUUCUGUUCGGAUGUCGUGGCGCCGGCAGACAGUUUGAAGGCAGCCACCCUUGACCAGCAAUGCACAGUCACACGGCCCGGCGCUGCACCAAUCGCUUCCGCACUCGCCGUAGAACUUCUGGUGAGCAUCACACAGCAUCACCUCAAAGGUCGCGCACCCGCACCACCAGCUCUCACAUCUACGGCAAUCGCUUCCGCACCCUCGACGAACCCUGAAGACGAGGGAAGCCAUCCACUCGGAACUGUACCGCAUCAGUUGAGAGGGUACAUGAGCACCUGGCAGACGCUGCAAAUCAAAGGCAAGGCUUAUGACUGUUGCGCUGCAUGUUCCGACGGGAUUGUGAGGGCCUAUGAGACGGAUGGUUGGGAGUUCUUGAAGAGGGCACUCGGCGAGAAGGGGUACGUGGAGAAGAUUAGCGGGUUGGAGGAGGUGCAGAGAUUGGCGGAGGAGGCCGCUCGUGCAAUGGAAGAGGACGGCGAAGAUGACUGGCCCGAGGAGGACGAGGAGGGGGAGAUGGUUUGA